Rasamsonia emersonii CBS 393.64 is the source of this 621-nucleotide messenger RNA. Its product is annotated as FAD dependent sulfhydryl oxidase Erv1. The record is from RefSeq and is a predicted model, not a curated record. Gene Ontology annotation, molecular function: flavin-dependent sulfhydryl oxidase activity; flavin adenine dinucleotide binding. The transcript has 2 exons. NCBI's taxonomy places the organism in Eukaryota, Fungi, Ascomycota, Eurotiomycetes, Eurotiales, Trichocomaceae. Gene Ontology annotation, cellular component: mitochondrion. Bases 1 to 621 code for a protein of 206 amino acids.
AUGAGCAAUCAAGUCCCAACCGGUGGUGCCUCGACGACGGCCAAAGACGAAGAGAUAGCAAACAAGAAGCUCCCUCCAGGAGUGGUGCUGGACAAGGAUGGGAAACCAUGUCGCGUUUGCACCUCGGCCGCAUCCUGGCGCGCAAUGACGAAGAAAGCCGCUGCGUCUUCUGCUGCAGCAGCAGGAGCAGCAGCAGCAGCUACUACUGCUGCUGCAUCCUCCUCUAACUCAACAUCAACAACAGCUGCUCCGACAUCGACUCCCCCAGACGACUGCCCUCCCGACGUGGAAGCCCUGGGCCGGUCAACAUGGACAUUCCUGCACUCGCUGACAGCCGCAUACCCGACGACGGCCACGCCCGAGCAGCAGGCCGAGAUGCGUUCGUUCCUGAACCUCUUCUCGCGCCUGUACCCGUGCUGGGUGUGCGCGGACGAUUUCCGCGCGUGGAUGAACGAGCCUGGAGGGCGCAACCAGCCGCGGCUCGCCGGCCGCGCCGAGUUCGGCCACUGGAUGUGCGAGGCGCACAACGCCGUCAAUCGCAAGUUGGGGAAGAAGGAGUUUGACUGCCGCUUCUGGGAGGAGAGGUGGCGGACCGGGUGGAAGGAUGGGAGAUGCGAUUGA